GAAAACACCCUCUCAGACAGCUAUAAAAGAAAGCAGCUCCAACUCUCUGCAGGAAUCCUGUACAAAGAAGCUUCAGCAGCUCUUCAUCAAAGGUUGAGACUUAAAGCUCCAACAUGAUCUUGCUCCUCUUCCUGUUCAGUCUGGCUCUGGGUGCUCCUUCUGAGUCUCCUUCUGAUGGCAGUAAAGUCAAGCUACAACUUGAUGACCACAGAGUUAAACUACUACAUGGGAACUGUUCCAUGUUCUGGUACAGCUUCAAUGGCCGCUGCUACAAAUAUGUGGCCACACACAUGAGCUGGGCUGAUGCAGAGCUCUACUGUGUGUCACAGCGAGCCAACCUGGUGUCCAUCUACAACGAGGAGGAAGAGGAGUUUGUUAAAUCAUUAAUUAAGAACUUUGAUCAUGCUGAGCGAUACACCUGGAUUGGACUGAGUGACAUCCAUAAAGAAGGCAGAUGGAUGUGGUCUGAUGGUUGUGCAGUGAAUUUCACCCACUGGAAUGUUGGUGAGCCAAACAAUGGUGGAACAAAUGAACACUGUGUUCACAGUAUCGGUUACUUAAAGAAGUGGAAUGAUCAGAAAUGUUCUCUCAAUUUACCUUCUGUUUGUGCAACACGGAUAAACUGCCCUUAGAAACUGAACUGUACAUGUAAACCUGGAGUGUUUAUGUUAUCUGCCUUUAUGUGUUUGUGCAAAAGUCACAAAAUUUCACCAGCCUUGAUUUUCAUGAAUCUGGAAUCAACAAUUGGCAUCUGGCAAGGGGAUAUUUACUCAUCGCAAAGACUUGUUGACACAUUAAUAAAUGAUUAAAACGGCUCUGAAUUAAAAGGAAUGAAAAGUUAUAAUAAAAAUUCAUGAAAAUUCA
Messenger RNA from Oreochromis niloticus (Nile tilapia), 864 nucleotides. Its product is annotated as lactose-binding lectin l-2. The transcript has 2 exons. Bases 114 to 632 code for a protein of 172 amino acids. Lineage: Eukaryota; Metazoa; Chordata; Actinopteri; Cichliformes; Cichlidae. The record is from RefSeq and is a predicted model, not a curated record.